AUGAUGGUUCCCAAGUGGAGUUCACAGCGCAAAGAUCAUUUUGUGGCCGCUGCACGGUUCUUGGUCUUCCGAUUCCGGCUCGACUCCUGGUGGUUUGGCGUGCCAUUGCUGCUGCGAGGUCCCUUGCUUUCCCUGCCGGUGGUCUUUGCAACAGACUAUCCACCAAUCCAGAUCAUCGCGAUUGCCAUGAUUUUGUCCGCCUUCUUGGUGAUGCAGAUGCUCGCGUGGCCUUGGAAGGUUCCCAUGUUGAACCUCACCGAUAUCAUCGUCUCAUUUUGCGUGACACUCUUGGUCACCACCAGCAGCCUGCACUUGAAGGUGGUGGAAGGGCCCAUGGCGGCGUUCGCAGAAGGGAUCUCUACGGCGAUGUUGAGCUGCAUCGGCAUCGCCUUGGGCAUCAUGGUCCUCAUGACCAGCAGCGCUUUGAUCUACCGCUCCGCCCUGGGUGGCAAGAAGGAGCUGAGCAUCUUCAACCUGGGAAAGACCGUUUCCUCGCAAAGGUUGGCCACGAAGCUGAAGGAAAUGUCCGUCCAACUGGAAGCCAUGAAUCAAGCCGAGCUCGCCGAGCAGCUGUCUGCCUUGGCGGUCUUUGACAUGAACAAGGUCACCACGUGCAUCACCCUGCUGGCCACGGAGGUGGCCCCACCGGCGGACGAAGCUGUCACGUACAAGUUCAAUGCGUGA
This is a messenger RNA of Durusdinium trenchii, 684 nucleotides long. The record is from the annotation of a GenBank genome assembly. Lineage: Eukaryota; Dinophyceae; Suessiales; Symbiodiniaceae.